AUGGGACCAAGUAAAGUGAUACCUUAUUACUUCAAGGCACAAGAAACAUUCGACCGAGAAGAAGUGACAAUUUCAACUUUAGUGACACAUAAUCGAUUUGCUGUAUUAAGUCGAUUAGCUUCUCAUUACAAAGGUCCAGUCUCCGUAGCAAUUCAUGUCAAUGAUGAUGGAACAAAACAAAAGAUUUUAACCGACCUUCAUAAACUAUACGACGAAAAUCCUGAUAUGCGACGUUAUGUGGAUCUCCAUUUGGUGGUAGACAAAUUUGACCGACAAUUCAAUAUGUGGCGAAAUGUGGCCAAGUUCUUUGCUCGAACAGAAUAUAUCAUCAUGUUAGAUGUGGACUUUUAUCUAUGCACUGAUUUCCGACGUUCUCUCAAGAAAAAUCCUGAAUUGAUGGAUGUAUUACGAUCUGGUCGUGGUGCUGUAGUGAUUCCUGCUUUUGAAUAUAUCAAGGAAGAAGAUGGUGAAGAUUGGCGUUUAUUCCCUCAAAAUAAAGCAGCUCUCAUGGAUAUUGUGAAAUCUGAUACAAUCGAUAUGUUUCAUCGUUCUUGGAAACGUGGUCAUGGUUCAACAAAUUAUACAAAAUGGUAUACUUCAACUAUGCCUUAUAAAGUCACAGAUUACAAUUAUUCCUACGAACCAUAUGUGAUUUUCAAAAAAGAUGGAACUCCCUGGUGCGAUGAACGAUUUAUUGGUUAUGGUGCAAACAAGGCCGCAUGUUUGUACGAAAUCUAUUUAGCUGGAAUCGAUUAUUGGGUAUUACCUGAUGAUUUCUUGAUUCAUCAAACACAUCAUUAUCCUGAAGAAACCAGAGCAAAAGAACGUAAAUACAACAAGAAACUAUAUGAUUACUACCGAGAAGAAGCUUGCCUAAGAUAUGCUCGAAUGAUGAUCGCUGCUGGUGAUUGGGAUACGGACAAGGCUGACAACGUUAAACGUGAAUGUGCAAAGAUCAAAGGAUUCAAUGAUGUUAUAUCAAAAGUACAUUAG
Halteromyces radiatus is the source of this 993-nucleotide messenger RNA. Its product is annotated as glycosyl-transferase for dystroglycan-domain-containing protein. The transcript is spliced from 2 exons. Bases 1 to 993 code for a protein of 330 amino acids. Gene Ontology annotation, biological process: protein O-linked glycosylation via mannose. Gene Ontology annotation, molecular function: xylosyltransferase activity; glucuronosyltransferase activity. The record is from RefSeq and is a predicted model, not a curated record. NCBI's taxonomy places the organism in Eukaryota, Fungi, Mucoromycota, Mucoromycetes, Mucorales, Cunninghamellaceae.